CGAAAAGUACCCGACACUUCGAUGCCGAGUAAAAAUGUACAGUUGUUACCAAGGCCAAUAGAUUGUAUUACUUUUGCACUAAAACGUUAGCAUUGAUUGUCCUCGCGGAAUCUGCUGGUCCAUGGGUUUACUUUUCUACCCAAGGUCUGGCUACAUUCCAUCACCCCCGGGCUGUAGUAUCCUUGCUGCCAGAUUAAAAUCGCUGUGCUAUUGGAAUUUGGGUGUUUUAGUCAGGACGUGCAUGUCACCUCUGCCUCUGGUGUUUCAGUCUUGAAUCUAUCUGCCAGAGAGACGACUAUGAAGAGGUUAAACACAUUUCAUCACGAUGUCUCUUCCCUCCUGACCGUGUAAUCGAACUUUAGUGGUGCAUCCAAAGAGGGGUUCAAAUGACUUUUUGAGCAUUUAGUGGGUGUGCUGAAUCCUGCAGAUUACGAACUCUGCAGGACAUCCAAUGAAAACAACAACACCUUAAUUGAAUUGGGGAUUGGCGCCUCUCACUUUUUAAUUUAACGUUGUUGUUUUUUUUAAGGACACUCUCAUCAUGACGAUACCAUUAUCUCGGACUCAACUAGCCCUGUUUUUCAUCCUCCUGUGUCCGGUCAAUAUCAUUGGGUUAUGGUGGGCAGUGGGGAGCCCUCUGGUCAUGGACCCCAACAGUAUCUGCAGGAAGACCAAGCGGCUAGCGGGGAAGCAGGCCGAGCUGUGCCAGAACCAGCCAGAGAUCGUCCACGAGGUCGCCAAGGGUGCCAAGCUGGGUGUGCGGGAGUGCCAGUACCAGUUUCGUUUCCGCCGCUGGAACUGCACCAGUCAGAACAAGUACUUUGGCAAAAUACUCCAACAAGACAUCCGGGAGACAGCGUUUGUGUACGCCAUCACAGCGGCUGGGGUGACCCACACGGUGACUCAGGCCUGCAGUAUGGGGGAGCUGCUGCAGUGUGGCUGUGAGGCGACCAGGAGCAGGGCUCCCCCCCGGCCUGCCUCCUCCUCCACCACCACCUCUGGCGAGGGAGUCAAGUGGGAGUGGGGCGGCUGCGGAGACGACGUGGAGUUUGGCUACGAGAAGUCCAAGCAGUUCAUGGAUGCCAAGAGGAAAAAGGGCAAGAGUGACAUCAGGACGUUGAUCGAUCUCCACAACAACGAAGCAGGACGACUGGCGGUGAGGAAUUAUAUGAGGACUGAAUGUAAAUGUCAUGGCCUGUCCGGGUCUUGCACACUCCGGACCUGCUGGAAAAAGAUGCCUCACUUUCGCGAGGUGGGUGAUCGCCUCCUGGAGCGGUUCAAUGGCGCUUCCAAGGUGAUGGGAGGCAAUGAUGGCAAGACCCUGGUUCCCGUAGGCCAGAACAUCAAGCCUCCGAGCAAACAGGACCUGAUCUACUCGGCCGAGUCGCCCGACUUCUGCUCGCCCAAUAGGAAGACGGGCUCGCUGGGCACGCGGGGCCGCAUGUGCAACAGCACAGCCAUGGACGUGAGCGGCUGUGACCUGCUGUGCUGUGAGCGUGGCUACCGAGACGAGACGGUGGUGUUCGAGGAGAACUGCCUCUGCCGCUUCCACUGGUGCUGCGUGGUGCAGUGUAAGAAGUGCUCGGUGAGGAAAGAACUCAGUCUCUGUCACUAGCCUUACCAUAGUGAAGCUGGGUUGGCUCCAGGCCUGGACUCUUCUGCCUCACACGAAAGAUGCACUGAGAUCAUGCUCCCACAGUUCAAUUCAGGAGCACGCUGAGAGAUUAGUAUCUUAUCUAGGAUCAUCUUGGACAGACAGCUGCAGUAACUCUUCUCUCAAGCUGUAGAACAGUCCAGAAUGGCCGCUACUCCAGUGCUCACCACAUAAAGCUCUAUGACCCAGAAACGGAGGCUCUUUUAGGCUCUUUUUCUAGAAACCCACUGGAGGAACUUACCCAACAACUGUUCCAGCUCUCCAGAGUGGAAUAUUGAAGGUCACAUCUAAGUUUAAAAGUUCAAAUUCAGCUCUGAGAACGCUCUAGAACUGAACGGUUCGGUCCCAUCUCAUAGAAGACCAUCAGACAGCUUGGUACCAUUCUCAGUCGUCGGUACGGAGGUCGUUGCCUCUAAAGCAGUGGUUCCCACACGUGUUUGCGCAGUGACCCACAUCAAGCCUUUAGCCAUUGAACCAGAAAAUAGCAUAACAACUGUUUCUAGCCUCAAACCCAAUGCCAACGCCCUCUAGGAACAUGCUUACAACCCACAAUUAGGGAAACACUCUUCAUAGUCAGUUAACCAUGUAACUACAAGUGAGGACUAUUGUAACAAAAGCAUAAUGACUUUUGAGUGUGGAAAAUAAGACUUAUGGUCUUGGUAACAAGAUAGCAAGCACAUCAGCAUGCUACGUUUCUACACACGGUAACUGGAAUGUGAUGGAAGAAAGGAAAAUGGACACGCACAAUGUGGAAUACAGGUAUCAAGCACAAAACGUAUGAAAAGGGAAAUCUGGGGAUUAUUUGUUUGGAGGACGAACCCCAUCACGUUUCAUGGUGAGGAGCUGAACUGACACCCGAGACUAUUAUUUAUGGACAUUUUAUGACAAGACUACUCAUAGUGAUAAGGUGAGGAACGUGCCUACCGUCUCUCUGAAAAGCACUUUGAACAUGGGAGCUAAUCUCUGUGAACCAUAUGUUACAUUGGUUGUUGUUUGAGUAGUUUGCAAAUGGAGAAACGUGUUACAACUUUCUUUUUUUUUUUCUCCGAGGUGCAGUAUCGAGAAAGUAUAAUAUUAUGUUUAUCUGUUUAAUAUACAGGGCUUUUGUAAUGCACUUUCAAUUAAAGCAUUUGCUGCGUA
Molecule: messenger RNA, 2794 nt
Organism: Oncorhynchus gorbuscha (pink salmon)
Lineage: Eukaryota; Metazoa; Chordata; Actinopteri; Salmoniformes; Salmonidae
Product: protein Wnt-6-like
Exons: 4
Coding region: 542-1615 (357 amino acids)
Biological process (GO): multicellular organism development; cell fate commitment; canonical Wnt signaling pathway
Cellular component (GO): extracellular region
Molecular function (GO): frizzled binding; cytokine activity
Source: RefSeq, a predicted model, not a curated record